Messenger RNA from Ectocarpus siliculosus, 1808 nucleotides. The record is from the annotation of a GenBank genome assembly. Lineage: Eukaryota; Phaeophyceae; Ectocarpales; Ectocarpaceae.
AUGGCUCUGUCACUUGUGGGAGACUAUGGGGGUUCGGGUUCUUCUUCCGAGGAGUCAGAGGAGGAGUCAGAGGAGGAGCAAAAGCCGAAGAAACCUCAGGUCUCCCUCCCGUCAGCCGCGGAUCUGUUCGACAGCGUAGACACGAGCUCCGCCUCCUUCCUGUCCGCCCCGGCGACAUCAGCAACAGACGCCCCGCUCACAACACCCAAGCGCAAGAAAACAGAUGGCGGCGGCAGUAGCAACAAGAAGAGCAAGGACUCGAAGGGGGGGGCGGGGAGCGCGAACAAGGGCCUGGUUCCCCCGCAGAUGUCUCGGCCGAAUAUCGUCACGGAGGAUUCUGCCUUGUGGUCCUCGGACGCGUCGAGGAAGCGGCAACGGCAGGGCGAAGCGGAGAGGAGAGGGGCCGCCGCCGCGGCUGCGGGGGGAGCGGGCAAAGGGAAAGGUGGGGGCGCGAAAGAGUUGACGUUCAAGCAGAGAGAGAAGGCAAAGCGAGACAAGGGGCAGGCGUCGCGAGGCAAGAGCUACGUCGAGGAGGAGAAGCGGUUGCUGAGAGAACUCGGCUCGUCAUAGCUGGCUCUCUCACGUGUUUUCCCGAUUGAUAGAUGCAGUACACCACCACCGCUCAAAAGACCUAAGUACGUACGCGCGUUUUGGAUGGUUCGCUCUCCACCUGACAGCCUAUUUCGCGCUGUUUAUACGUUGCCGCAAGUUUCAGCAGCAAGUCAGCGAGGUUGUGCUGUUUCAGCUGAGUGUAGCGUUUCAUUUCGUAUGGGUCUUCGUAUGUCGGUACCCAGUCAAAUCGAGAGUCGCCCGAUUUGCUUUUUUUUUCGUAAGGCUAACCUUGUGAGGAUAUCGACUUUUUCCGCUGAAAGUUGGGUGGUUAUCAACGUACGGCUCCGUUGGUGAACUAACGGAACGAGAAUGCGCGUGCACAGGGGCAGGCAGCCUUCUUUUGGAAACACAAACCACCGCAGCGUCGCAAUAAUGCCACCUAGCGGCGCAAUAGACUUUGCGACAGCAGCAUCGGUGUGUCAUGUGCGGUUGUCGCAUGCGAUUGGCAGUGCUCGACAACAUGUCGAAAGAAAAAAAUUGGUGGGUGUACAUCAGUCCUACUGCUGUACAUACUGUAGUCUAUAUUCAAGUCGCCUAAAACAGCAGCGAAGUACUUUCUUAAAACAGCAAGUUGUCAAACGACACUGCGCCAUGUUCCCUGUGAAGGCCACAUUCUACAAAAAGUUCAGAAUGUAUCCGCCUAUACAGAUGCCUUUGUUCUUAGCACCAACUGGCAUCACUGAUAACUCAGUGUUAGGCUUACACAAACUCAAAAUAAGCCAAGUCUCCACUCGGUUUCAAUCCACUUACUGAAAAUAUUUCACCACAUCCCUUUCGACUGAGGUUAUAUCUCGAACGGGUACAAUAGUCUUUCUGGGAGGUUAUGGUCACUUUCAAUAAAAAAAUUCCGUCCGAGGCAAAGUUACCCUUAGCUUGCAGAAGGCGCACAUAUAUUUCCUGUACAUUGUUGAAUGCCCGUAGCCCGAAGAUACCGAAAAACAAGCUUCUUGGUGGGAAACCGCCGUCGCGCGAAAAAUACGGCACACGACAAACUGGACGUGAGGGUAGCCCCGCUUUCCGCCAGCAAAUGGUAUCAUCUUGCCGGAGCUUAUGCCCCGCCCCGAUUGACGGCCGAUGGUUUGACUCUCGCAUUUUGUUGUACGACACCGCUAGUGGUGGCUUUUCGUCAUUGCUCCGCCUUCUUCUGGAGGGCAAACUCGAUCCGACCCCACAGCUCCAUGUCACGCAUUCGUUUC